AAGCGGAAAUGAUUUGCGGAGGAGCUUUCCGCAUACAUCUCGUCAGAUAACAACUGAGCAAUGUUUAUGCAUAAUAUUUAUGGGGUGGGAAAACAGACUUCAACGCACGCUUCACCGCAAAAAAUUGGUUCCCACAUUUCUCGCUUUUGUCUUUGGCAUUCUUAUUGGCUGGGGAUUUCGGUCCCUCAGUGAAAGUUGGAUCGGAAGCGAUAAUGACAAAGAAGAAACUUUCCUCUUCGUCGCAAUAGUGUCAUCGCCAAAUGCAUCGAGCUCCCGGCACGUUAUUCGUAAUACAUGGGUUCGAUUACGAAGCCAACCUACAGUAUCCUACAAGUUCUUCGUUGGCACCUAUGGCCUCUCACCACCCCAUGCCGAAAGUCUUGCGCACGAAAGGGAAACUCACGGCGACCUUGUCACACUCGAGCACUUCGAAGAUAGCUACGACAGACUUUCUUUGAAGCUGCUAGAAAUAUUUAAAUGGACAGCUGGAAAUGUAAGGUUCGCGUACAUGCUCAAGGUGGACGACGACUCCUUGGCACGAGUAGACGUCAUUGCGGAUGAACUGCUCCAAAGACCGAAGACGUCCUUGUACUGGGGUUUCUUUUCCGGAAAUGCACGCGUCUUUCGGGAAGGAAAGUGGGCGGAUAAGACGUGGUUUUUGUGCGACCGCUACCUGCCAUACGCUCGUGGAGGAGGCUAUGUAUUAUCUGCAGAUAUCGUGCACUACGUGGCGACCAACGCCAACCUUCUCCAGGCUUACAAGAGUGAGGACGUGUCUGUGGGUGUUUGGCUGUCGCCAUUAAAGCUGACGAGACAACACGACCCCAGGUUCGACACGGAGUACAAGUCCCGAGGGUGCUUCAAUACCUAUCUCGUGACACACAAACAGACUGAACACAUGAUACAGCAGAAGUUUAAUAGCUUGCAGCGUAACGGGCUGCUGUGCCCCAUGGAAGUUCGGACACGGUACUCGUACGUUUACAACUGGGACGUGAGACCGUCGCAGUGCUGCAUUCGUAAUGACACUAAGGUACCAUGAAGGUAUCUUAUUGCUCUUCACAUAUUGGUGAACCAUCAUUUCUACGCUACUCUUACACCUACUGGGACCGCGUUCCGUAGAUAAUUGCCGAAAUGUGGCUAAGCCUGUCUUUCUUGGUACCACCGCUGUUCAUUGACGAUGUCACAAAAAACGAAAAGCAACAAACAAAUGCAUAAAACCAUGGUCACAACAACAUGCAACAAAAGUCAUGCUGACAUCUGCAGUGGUGCAGGUGACCCGCGUUUGAGAGGAUUUUGCAAUUUUCUUUUUGAAUAAACAUUGUUUACACACUCCAA
Ornithodoros turicata is the source of this 1335-nucleotide messenger RNA. Its product is annotated as beta-1,3-galactosyltransferase 6-like. Bases 80 to 1039 code for a protein of 319 amino acids. NCBI's taxonomy places the organism in Eukaryota, Metazoa, Arthropoda, Arachnida, Ixodida, Argasidae. Gene Ontology annotation, cellular component: Golgi membrane. The transcript has a single exon. Gene Ontology annotation, biological process: glycosaminoglycan biosynthetic process. The record is from RefSeq and is a predicted model, not a curated record. Gene Ontology annotation, molecular function: UDP-galactosyltransferase activity.